This is a messenger RNA of Melopsittacus undulatus (budgerigar), 1330 nucleotides long. Its product is annotated as ferrochelatase, mitochondrial-like. Lineage: Eukaryota; Metazoa; Chordata; Aves; Psittaciformes; Psittaculidae. The coding region runs from base 32 to 1240 and encodes 402 amino acids. Gene Ontology annotation, molecular function: protoporphyrin ferrochelatase activity. Gene Ontology annotation, cellular component: mitochondrion. The transcript has 11 exons. Gene Ontology annotation, biological process: heme biosynthetic process. The record is from RefSeq and is a predicted model, not a curated record.
GAGGGGGGCGUGGCCUGAGGCCUCUGAGGGAAUGCGGGCGGCCAAGAUGGCGGCGGCGGCAGCGGCUGUGCGGCCUGUGCUCCAGAGCUGCAGGUACCUGAGGAUCCCUCAGCCCUAUAGGGCCCAGACCAGGAGCUGCCAGACCCACAGCAGGGAACAGGCAACCCCCAGGACUGGGAUCCUGCUGUUGAACAUGGGAGGCCCCGAGCGGCUCGAGGACGUCCAGGACUUCCUAUUGAGGCUGUUCCGGGACAGGGACCUCAUGGCCCUGCCAGCACAGAGGUGUCUGUCCCGCUGCCUGUCCCGGCUGCGCAGCGCCAGGGUGCAGCAGCAGUACCAGCGCAUCGGGGGGGGCUCCCCCAUCCGCCAUUGGACUGAGGUGCAGGGAGAGGCUGUGGUGGAGCUGCUGGACAGGAUGUGUCCUGAGAGCGCGCCCCAUAAGUACUACAUAGGCUUCCGCUAUGCUCACCCCCUAACCGAGGAGGCCAUAGGGGCCAUGGAGCAGGACGGCAUCGAACGCGCCAUUGCCUUCUCCCAGUAUCCCCAGUACAGCUGCUCCACUACUGGCAGCAGCCUCAACGCCAUCUAUAGGUACUAUAGGGACAAUGGGAUCCAGCCCAGGAUGAAGUGGAGCAUCAUUGACCGCUGGCCAACACAUCCCCUAUUGCUGCAGUGCUUCAGUGACCACAUCCAGAAGGAACUGGAGCAGUUCCCAUUGGAUACAAGGGACGAUGUCGUCAUCCUGUUCUCGGCCCAUUCACUGCCUAUGGCUGCAGUGAACAGGGGGGAUCCCUACCCCCAAGAGGUUGGGGCCACAGUCCAGGGGGUGAUGGAGAAGCUCAAGUACAGCAACCCCUAUAGGCUGGUGUGGCAGAGCAAGGUCGGCCCCAUGCCCUGGCUGGGCCCUGGCACCGCAGCUGCCAUUAGGGGCCUGGCCCAGUCUGGUCACCGGCACCUGCUACUGGUCCCAGUUGCCUUCACCAGUGACCACAUUGAGACCCUCUAUGAGCUGGACAUUGAGUAUGGGCAGAACUUGGCCAAGGAGUGUGGCCUGGACCGGCUCCGCCGCGCAGCCUCCCUCAAUGGCAGCCCCCUGUUCUCCCAGGCCCUGGCCCAGCUGGUUCGAUCCCACCUGGAAUGUCGGGAAUCCCAUUCCCGUCAGUUCCCCCUAUGCUGCCCUAUGUGCGUCAACCCCAUAUGCAAGGAGACCAGAGCCUUCUUCCGGAGCCAGGCCCCAUGAUCCUAUAGGGACCCUAUGGGAUCCUAUGGGAUCAGUGGGAUCCUAUGGGAUCAGUGGGAUCCUAUGGGAACAGUGGGAUCCUAUGGGAUC